Monoraphidium neglectum is the source of this 1761-nucleotide messenger RNA. Its product is annotated as leucine rich repeat containing 50. The coding region runs from base 1 to 1761 and encodes 586 amino acids. The transcript has 5 exons. Gene Ontology annotation, molecular function: protein binding. NCBI's taxonomy places the organism in Eukaryota, Viridiplantae, Chlorophyta, Chlorophyceae, Sphaeropleales, Selenastraceae. The record is from RefSeq and is a predicted model, not a curated record.
AUGGAGAUGACACAGUCCGCCUUGCGCGCCAUAUGCAAGGAUCACAAGCUCUACAGGACGCCCGCGCUUAAUGACAAUUUGUAUUGCAAUCAUAAGGGAUUUGUACGCCUCGCCAACCUAGAGGAGUACUGCAACCUCAAGGCGCUGUACCUGGAGGGCAACGUGCUGCGCUCGCUCGAGGGCCUGCCGCCGCUCACUGACCUCAAGUGCCUGUUCGUCCAGCACAACUGCCUGGUCACCCUCGCCGGCAUUGAGAACGCGCCCGGGCUUGUGUCCCUGAACGUCAGCAGCAACGGCCUCGCAUCCCUCGACGGCCUCGCCGCCUGCCCCCACCUCGCGUCCUUGGUGGCGGAGCACAACACCCUCGGGCCCCUCGAGGCCCUCGAGCCCCUGGCCGCCUGCCCCGAGCUCCAGACGCUUGACCUGCAGCACAACGAGAUCUCCGACCCAGAGAUCGUCGGCCUGCUGCGCCGGCUGCCGGCGCUGCGCUGCCUGUACCUCAAAGGCAACCCCGUAAUUGGGAAGCUGCCCAGCUACCGCAAGGCGCUGAUCUCGGCGCUGCCGGGGCUCACCUACCUUGACGACCGCCCCGUAUUCGAGGAGGAGCGGCGCUGCGCUGAGGCGUGGGCGCGCGGCGGCGUCGAGCAAGAGCGUGAGGAGCGGCAGCGCUGCCGCGAUGAGGAGGCGGCGGCGCGGCGGCGCAACUUUGAGUGGAUGCAGGAGCUGAGGCGCUCAGGCUUCCGAAAGCGCCGCGCCAUGCUGGGCCUGCCCCCGGGCGACACUGACCCUUUGCUUGAUGACAUGAGCGACGGCGAGCCGGACUUUGAGGAGCCCAUGGAGCUGGUGGACGCCCGCGCAAGGCUGGCAGAGCUGGUGCACGCGCGCGGGGGCGAGGCGCUGGCAGACCCGGCGUCAGCCGCUUUACUGCAGGCCGCCGGCGCGGGGCGCGGCGACGACGCGGCCGACCAAGGGCCUGUUGUUUCUGAAGCCGCCGCUGUUGCCGGUCACGAGGAAGACGACGCGCGGGACUACUUUGCGUCGGUCAGGGAGUGCCAAGCGGCGCUCGACGCCGGCGGCCCCGCCCUUAUGGCUUCCGCCCUGGGGGCAGUUCCGCAGCUGCCGGCGGCGCGGGCUGCGGGCGGAGCGGCGGCGGCAGUGGGGCUUGCUGUCGGCAUGGCGGCCAGCGACAGCGAGGGCGACGACACAGUGCCGGCGGCGCUGGCGGGAGCAGGGGCUGCUGUGGGUGCUGUCGAGCCAAAGGAGCUGGGAGAGGAGGAAAUUGCGGCACAGCCACUUGAUAGGAAGUCGCCUGCGGGCAAGCUGGUGGCAGAUGGCGCGCAUCCGGAUGGCGUGACCGCCCUUGCAAGCGGCGCAUGGGGCAGCAGUGACAGCGAGGCCAGCUCGUCGGGUGAUGAGCGCGAGCAGCAGGCAACAGCCGACGCCGCAACGGCCAUGGGCGGCCUUACGCCGGAGACCAGCCAGUGCACAGGGGCUGUGCUGCCUGACCCAGUUGCAGAGCCGCAGCCGCCCAGCGUGGCGGCGGCCCUGACAGAUUACUUGCCAAAUGGGGAGGCCGGGGCGCCGCUGGAGGGGACGGCGGAAGCGCGGCCGGCCGGCAUGGAGGCGGUGUGUGUGGCUGGAAGUGAGGAGGGCGCUGUGGUGGCCCCGGAAGAUGUGCAUCUGGUUGGCUGCGAAGAUUUGGAGCCUGAAGUGCCUUGCCAGCAGGGGCUGGGGGUGUUGGACCUGCUAUCGCUCGACUGA